This is a messenger RNA of Clupea harengus (Atlantic herring), 7260 nucleotides long. RefSeq names its product lemur tail kinase 2 (gene lmtk2). Gene Ontology annotation, biological process: protein phosphorylation. NCBI's taxonomy places the organism in Eukaryota, Metazoa, Chordata, Actinopteri, Clupeiformes, Clupeidae. Gene Ontology annotation, molecular function: ATP binding; protein kinase activity. The record is from RefSeq and is a predicted model, not a curated record.
GAACGUCAUUGGUAUAUGUUCUUGCCAGUCCUGUUUGUUGGACGUACAGCUCUAUCGCAUGACGUAGAAACAUGGCGUUUCUGGUGAACGGUGAUGGUGUUUGGUUUUGCUAGCAAUUCGUAAAUUGCUUUAGAGGACCUCGUCUAAAUGCUAUGAUGAUACUUUUAAAAGCACGUGGUAGCAGUAGAGAGGAGAAUCGUGUUGCUGACAAAUGAAUUCGAACUGUGAAGUAAACCUGCUGGCUCUCGUUAGCUACCAGGCUAAUUUGUAACAACAGUCGCAAGCUAGCAUAGUUAGUUAGCUAGCUUGCUAACUACCUUCUUUGCUAGCUGGCUAGCUGGGCAGUAAAAAUAUAUUCAAUGAAGUCCUGGAGGUGCAGGCUUUUACACCUAAAAAAUUCUCCGCAUAGUAUGUGUGUUUUUCGAUAGACGUACAAAGAUUUGAUUGUUAUAGCUAGUUAGCUAGCUAUACGAAUUGUGACUGAAUAUUUUGGGAACUACCUGGAGAAGUCAAGCCUGGACAGGAUGGAGAGCCAUCAUGGAUGUUUGUUGUUGCUGGGGAUAUGGACUCUGCAGUUGACAACAUCGCUCGUUCAAUGUGUUCCACUGCCGUAUACAGACAGAGUGGCGUUGGGGGAGGAGGCCCUUCAGCUGUCUCUGCUGGUGUCUGUCUGUGCGCUGGUGGUGCUGGUCCUAGUGCUCUUCAACUGUGUCACCUGCUGCAAGGAACGGGAAAUCAACUUCAAGGAAUUCGAGGACAAUUUUGAAGAUGAGAUCGACUUCACCCCACCGGCCGAGGACACCCCCUCCAUGCAGUCCCCAGCAGAGGUGUACACUUUGGCCGUGCCCCCCGUCGCCAUGCCAGGACCACCCCAUUUAGACCUGCCUAGGAUUGCAGAUGGAUCAUCAGGCCCCCAUGUGGCUCGCCACAGCCUCAGUUACAUACAGGAGAUUGGCAGCGGCUGGUUUGGCAAGGUUCUCCUGAGUGAGAUCUAUGCUGACCUGGGCGCCUCCAGAGUGGUGGUGCAGGAGCUCAAGGCCAACGCCGGAGCCAAGGAGCAGAAUGACUUCCUCCAGCAGGGAGACCCUUACAGGGUCCUCCAGCACCCUAACAUCCUCCAGUGUCUCGGCCAGUGCGUGGAGGCCAUCCCCUUUCUGCUGGUCUUUGAGUAUUGUGAGCUGGGCGACCUGAAGAGUUACCUGGCUCAGCAGGACUGGCGCUAUGGGAAGGCUGAGCUGCUGCAGCUCCAGAGGAUGGCCUGUGAGAUCGCUGCCGGGGUCACCCACCUCCACAAGCACAACUUCCUGCACAGUGAUUUGGCCCUUCGAAACUGCUUUUUAACUGCUGACCUGAUGGUUAAAGUAGGAGAUUAUGGAAUCGGACCAUAUAGAUAUAAGGAGGAUUAUGUCACCACGGAGGAGGACCAGCUCGUGCCCCUGCGCUGGCUUGCCCCUGAGCUGGUGGGGGACCUGCACGGCGGUGUCAUCACUGCAGAGCAAACCAAGCCUGGCAAUGUGUGGUCAUUAGGGGUCACACUGUGGGAACUGUUUGAAAAUGCCAACCAGCCCUACCCUCACCUGUCUGAUAGAGAAGUGCUGAACCAUGUGAUCAGAGACCAGCAGAUCAAACUCUUCAAACCACAGCUGGACCUGCCCUAUUCUGAGAGAUGGUAUGAGGUGCUACAGUUCUGCUGGUUGCCUCCGGACAAGCGGGCCACGGCAGAGGAGGUGCACCGGCUGCUGACCUACCUUCGAAUGCAGGGCCAGAAGGACGUGGAGGACGACUUUGAGCAACGCUGGAAUGCCCUUCGGCCUAACCCGUGCACCCGUCAGACCACCGUCAGCCACUCCUCCUUCCCCAUCCUGGAGACUCUGGAUGAAGGCGGAGAGCCGGAUGAGGUGCUGACUGUCACCGAGACCAGCCGAGGCCUCAGCUUUGAGUACGUGUGGGAAGGGGCCAAGCACGACCACUACGACAACCACAACCGCUCUGCCAUGGACUCCACGCUGAACUACAACAGUGUGUUCUUUCCUGUGCCCAGCCAAGACAUCCACGCCCAUUUCCCUCCAUCUGUGGGAGAUUCAGGGCCACAGCGUGUCAGUCCUCCAACCCAAGGAGUGCCGGGUGUCUUGCCGGUGUUCGACUCCCAUGAGGUAGCCUCUGGGAAGGACUACUACAUCCAGCUGGAGGAGCAAGAGGACAGCACCACAGACUCCCAGGACCUGCAGGCCAAGGCCGAGGCACCUCCAGAGUCCCAGCAGUUCUUGAUACUGCAGGACUCCCGAAUGGACGAGUCGAGCACAGACGCGGACUUCUUUCAUGGAAGCAUUGACUCAAAGGAUUCGUUCAUGCCAGACAGCCACACUUGGUCUUCCAGUGAUCACGAGAGUCCUUUCCAUGCCAACAUAUUUAGUGAGGGCGACUCAAAACUAGAGGAGCCCUGUUCAUGGAGGACUGGUUUCCUGGAGCUUCCGGAUUUGAGCAACAGCAGUGGCUUCCAGCAGGGGAACUCUGCACUGAGCGAGAACCCAACCCCAACCCAGACCCCGACCCAGACCCAGGCUCAGAGCACAGAACAGAACAGCAAGCCUUUUUUAGGAGGGGAAGGGUUUAGAGACACUCUGCUGGAGGACUGUGAGGCGGGUGAUGCAGAUUUCAUGAGGCUCCUAAACACAGAGAAGCUUGCUGACAACUUCCUGUUUCUCAAGGAAAAGAGUUUGAUGAAGGAGAACCCAGAUUUGGAGAAAUUGGACCAGAAUGCCAACUCAGCUGGUAGUGUAAUCACAAGCAUUUUAGAAAGUGAUGAGGUCACAGACAGAGCAUCCAUACCUGUGGACACUGCAAAAUCUGUAGCAAAUGUUGCCCACCCAAAAGUGGAACUGUUUGACUUUUCAGGCUCCGAUUUUGGGGGGUUUCUGCAACCUUUAGGAAAUGAAACUCAGGUGCCUUCGAAAACCUUGCUUUCAGGAGAGACCUAUAACAACGCUUUGCCUCUCAGUAGUGGUUCUCCUAGUGAAAAACAUGCUCUGCUAGACUCUCCUGGAUCUGAGAUCAGUUCCGCUCUUGACUCUACCUCUCAGAGUGCACCGGCCCCUGUAGGUCCAGCCCCAGUAUGUCUGGUUACUGGUCCACUGUCCCCUGUGCUCAAUCAAAGUGCCACUCCAGAAAUGAUGUGCGCCGUUGCCAAAAUGCCUAGCAAUGAAGGAACUGUAGGACACUUUCAGGAUCUCACUCAACACAUAGGAACAGACUGUACAGAACUCAAUCAUGCCUCUUCCUUAGAACCCAUUGGCUUGUUAGCUGAAGACAAAGACCCAUAUAGUGCUGCCUCUUUGACGGACUCAGCUGUAGAUGUAGACAAAGGCUCGAACACAGAAACGGAUCAUCUACCGCAGUGCACUGACGAGGAGGGCAGCUUUGCAGAUGGUCUGUCUCAAGACAGGACCUCUCUACAGGUCUCAGAACCCUGUUUGGACCAGAUCAGUCAGGACAGCCUUUUGGAUGACAGCCUUUCUUCCCCACUGCCAACCAUGGAGAACUCUGCCGAGACGCCUGACUCCUUAGACUCUCUGGAUAUACACAGGCUUGGGGGUCAGGAGGAGACCCUCACAACCCCUGCCUCAAGCAAACUGCAGCCCCCUUACAAGACUGCAGACAGUGGCUAUGAGACAGAGAACCUGGAGUCUCCAGAGUGGAACUCUCAGCUGGUUCAGGACACCCCCUCCAGGGAAACCGAAGCGAGUGCCACGCCAGAAGCAUCCUAUGUGCCGUUGGUCCCCCCGGAGAUUGUUGUGUCAGAGGUUGAGAAUGGACAUCCUGUGGAAGAGGACGCACAGCGGGAUGAACACCAGGAGGAAGGUUCUGCUUCAGGGGAGGACACCUACACCGCAGGCAGCUACAGAGACUCGGCCUACUUCUCAGAUAACGAGUUGGAGACGGACCGGCGACCCGAGGAGGCAAACGGGGGGACACCCGCUGAGGCGCUGCUCAGCAACGCAAGUGAGACAGUGAGCCCUCAGGAGACUCCUCGCCAGGAGAUGCUUGAUUCACAGACUGGUACGUCACAAGACCUGUCUAACCAGGUGUCUGACCUUGUGGAUCCUAUGCUCCCGGAGUCCACAACAAAUGGUGUGCCUGAGCCUCUCCUCAGCUCAGAAGAGGACCGUGCUGAGGACAGACUGGUAUCUGCUGAUGCUCAGAAGGAAUCGCAGGAGACAGCUGGUGUCCCUGAUAGGUGUUCUUCUCCAGCAGUCUCUGGUGCAGUCUCAAAACCCUCAACGAAUGUCUCCUCCGGCAUCACUGAACCCCCUCCGAAAUCUCCGCUAGACAAUAUGGUCCACGCCAAGCUCACCAGAACAUUUGCUGGAGAAGUGCGCAGGAAGGAGCCGGACAGUGAGGGGAGAUAUCUGAGCCGUCGGGAUUCAGAGGACGGGCGCGAGGAUGGGAUGGACGCCGACGAGGAGGAUGAGAACAGCGAUGACUCAGAUGACGAGAGGCAUGCAUACCGCCUGCACAGCAGCAGCGAGGAGAGCGAGGACGAUGUGGAGCACCCGGUUCCUCUCAUCAUCUGCGAUAAUAGUGGUGCAAGCCACCUCAAGAGCCUGCUCAAGCCAACAUCGUUACAAGUAGACAAAACCUCAGCGGCAGACACCAGCGAUGCUGACAGCUCAAGAAGAGCCGUGUCCUUCUUUGAUGAUGUCACUGUCUUCCUCUUUGAUCAGGAGACUCCAACUAAAGAAUUGGGAGAUCACACUCUUGGUUCCAACAGUCAGGUGUCAGAAUUCAGCAGCCCUGCACAGUCUUCUGGUUACCUGAACAGGUUCACCAACUCUACUGAGAGUUCCACUGAUGAAGAAGGUGGUGGUUUUGAGUGGGACGAUGACUUCUCCUCACCCGAACCCUCCUUCCUCGCCAAGGCAGCCAGCGAUGUGGCGGCUUCCAAGUCCUCGCUCGUAGGUGCCUCGCGGUACUUCUCUCCACCCCCCCAGAACCGUGGCCCAGAGACCAGCUGGACUAGCGCCGCCUCCUCCUACUCCCGCUUCUCCAUCUCCCCAGCCAGCAUCGCCAACUUCUCUCUCACACACCUCACCGACUCAGACAUAGAGCAAGGGGGCAGCAGUGAAGAUGGGGAGAGGGACUAACAGGAGGUCGUCAUUGUGAGAAGCUGUUCUUGAGAGGACCUGAGUUUCCCUGACCUGUCUGACGGUGCAAACCUCUCCUCAGACAGUGCUUAAGACUGCUGGAAUCGGCUUCUGACCAAUCCCUUUGACCUCAAACACCACCACUUACACCCUCUCAGUCAAAAACACUCUCUCUCGUCUUCAUCCUACAGUGGAUAGGAUUCUUUUUAACUGAAAUGUGAUCCUUUGCAUCUCGGGUCAUUCUUCUGUCUGUGCAAUCCCUCAAGCAAUGAUGGAACGUUCUGCUGAAAGAGAUGGCAAGAAAGAAAGAAAAAACAGAAAGUGUUGAACUGUUCAAGAGCUUCCCCAGUGUCUUACCUGGUAUCUGUGUGCGCUCUACACUCUCUGUACUCACAUCUGUACACUUCGCUGCAGAUAUCUGCUUCAGACGUUGACGGUUGGACUCAAGUAAUCCCCGUCAACCCACCGACACUUGUAACACUGUACACUCAAGCUACUAGGUAAUAGGGAUUUCCUGUCAUCUGUGAGUUGCCUUUUCCUCUGAUUUAGAUGUUUUUCCCCAUUGGAAGCCCAAAAUUGAGGCUCUAAAACUCUGCUUUCACUUGAGCCUCAGUAUUGGUGUGAGUGUUCUUUUCUACUUCCUGGGUUAGGCUGCAGUGUCAUAAUGGAACACUUUAUUGCAUUGGACUGCAGCCUUCUGUCACCUCAUGAGAUGAGACACUGUGGAGGCCCAGCCACAGGACUGUAAUGGAGCACAAUGUGGUCCUAGGUUCUGAUGUUAUUCGUUCUGUUGCAGUUUUAACCCACAUUCAGUGGACACUCAUAAGAUACCCCGCAUUCAGCUAUGCUGAGGAUCUGAACUUCCAUGUACUGAACCGAGCCUAACCUCCACGCCACCUCGCAUUGCCCCACAUCAGUGGAUCUGCAUUGUGCCUACACCGUUAUGCCCCCCUCCCUCCCCCCAAUUCACACUCGCAUACACACUCCACAUUUUAGAAACCAAACCACUAACCUGAUGGAUACCAUGCCAUAUGCUGAAAGACUUAGAGGACAGAUGAUUUGUUUUCAAUACGAGAAUGUAAUAUGAAUUGUGUUCAUAUAUACUGUAAAGCCAGGGGUACAAUGAGGAUUAGUUUGAUGCUUUCAAACAGUCCUGCUGUAGGAGUUCAUGUUAAAGCUUCCCUUUUCUUUCUGCGGUGAGAUCAAAAGGGAAUUGGUUAGGGAGCAAGAUUUCUUCUGUCUUUCCCAUGUAAAUCACGCUAUUUAUGCUGAAGGACAAAACAUUUUAAAUCUCAAGUUUAUUCUGAGCUUUCAAAUCAGAAUAGAGAGGUGGAGGGCACUACUAUUGUAGAGCUUUCUAUAAAAUGUCCUAUUUUAUUUAACUUUUGACAACCAAUUUUCACUACAGGUGAAAUUGGGGUAUCCCCCCCCCCCCCCCCUCAAUGGUGAAUCAUUUCAUUGGGGGUACAUAUUUAAUUGAUAAGAAAUUGUAAGCAAAUAAGCUGAUUUUUCUAUUAUCUUGGUUGAAAACUCGAUUUAAUUAAUAAUUUAUCUCGACACGGCUGCCAUAUAGUUGUGUUAUGGAGACUGAAUGGUGACUGGGGUUGGAGUAGAUCUGCUGAAGUAGUGGGUGGAUGGCCUUUGUGUAUUUCACAGACAGCAGUCCCAUAUUUGAGCAAACCUACAUCCGUAUUACCAGCAGUCUCUGAGUUGAAUUUUAUUUAAGGAAAUUCCUGUUUUUUUUUUUUCUCCAGUGUACAUUGCUUAAUAUUGCACAUCUGAAAAGUGUAACUUAAAUGUUAAACUGUACUCAUGUAUAUAAAUGUUUAAUUUUGUCUGUACAUUGGGAAUGGUGUAAGCUCUAGUUUGAGGAUUCAAUUUGUAAUUUAAGGUGAAAUAAAUGACGACAUAUCAUGGUUUUGAAUGUGACAAGAAAGACAUUUAAAUUAAUGACAAUGACCAGAAGAUGCAGUCCUGCUGUAUCUGUAUGCGUAACUUGUAAAUUAAAAAAAAAUUGUGCUAUUUUUACUUAAUAUUGAUGAUCCUGCUUAGUGUAAUUGAAUGAAUUGUUUAUAAUUACACUGUUUAAUAUGGAAAUAAAUGAAAAUGUACUUCUGCA